AUGCCUCCCAAAUUACGCGGUUCCUUAUCAAGGAGUCUGUGGCGUGCUCAGGACGCUGCACCAGACCUCUAUUGUCCGUCCUGCGCAAUCUUCAGACGAACGCUUUCUACGCGUCGGCCCGCCAGCACGUCCGACGGAAAUCGUCCUUCGGCGUGGACUUCUCCUCGCGUGCCCACCACAUCCUCCGUGAUACAUUCGGGAAGACAUGUACCGCCUCGUUUAAGGGAUCUCUACGAGGCUUUGAGCCAAGUGAAGGAUGUUGCGACGGAGCAGGUCAAUCUGAGUCGAUUGCAGCUUGCGUUGCGGGGGGUUGGAGUCGGAAGUGCCUCAGAUCCGAGUGGCUGGUGGCCCCCCCGGGAAAACUGGGAGGAUGCACUGGAUGCCUACGAUGCGGAUUCUUCACGAGGAUUAUUAAUUCGAUAUGGGGAAGUGUCCGAAACCAUCCCGAAUAACCUCCUCCCGACUAUUUCGGUUCCGUCCUCGAUUCUGAAGAAAGGCAACCUUGAAAUUCUGGUCUCGAGUCUCGGUACGGAGACGGAACUCCCAGGCGCCCAGUUCACGGCAGAUACUUUCCUCGUGCCCACCGUGACGAUCCAAACCUCGCAUUCCGGGCGACAUAACAUGGUGCGGUACCCAGUGCAUAGAGCCAUUGUGUGUGGCCGUGGCGUGGACGGUUUGCUUGCGUAUAGUAAUCUGAUCGCUCGAUCGGAUUUGAAGAAAGAGAAAAAGUCCGUUUACGGAGCAAUUGAGUUGGCUGUCUCUGAUUCCCGGAAGAGCAAUGAUCGUAUCGCCUUUGUGGAUAUGGAUCAAGCUGAGGAAGCGCUGGAGAAAUUCCGCGAGUCCGUCCAAAAUGCGUCGCUUUAUGAAAGGGGCUGGAACAGCAGUGGUGUACAGCCGGUUGUAGAUUGGCUGUCCUCGUUACGGGGGAAAAAGGGUAACCUAGAUCCUUCCUUACGGUCACUGAUCACGUCUUUGGUUGAUGCCGCAGAGCUGGGCGUCAAUGCCGAAGAGUCAAAGAAGUAUCAGGAGCAGCAAGAGGGGACAGUCUCUGACCCGGCCCGAGGGUCUUUGGACCGCUCGGUCACUGAGUGGGCAGAGAGAGCUCACUCCGAGCUCCGCAGCUCCCUUGAGGAGGGAUUCGCCAGCAAGCAAUGGAAGGGACUAGCGUGGUGGAAGCUAUUCUGGCACGUUGAUGAUGUGAGUAUGAUCACGUCUGAGAUUCUAGAGAAGAAGUAUUUGCUGCGGGCAGAGAGAGAGGUCAUUUGGACUGCGGGCAAGUUCCAGCAGGCUGGGCUUUUGGGUGAGCCCCAGCAAGAGAACGGAGUGGUUGCCUCUGACCCAGCAGCGGAACCAACAAAGGAUGAUGAUUCCUCUCCUAGCCCUGUCGCCUGUCCCGCGACCACAGACAUCCCCUGGCCGACUCAGAUCAGCGCAAGCCGCACCCGGCUGCUAGAGACGAAAGUACCUUCCCUGCAAGCGCUGGCGCAGGGUCUCGUAGCUUUCAGCGUCACGACUACAUCGCUGGCUUCGGUCCUGUCUGCGCUGACAUACGUCUCCUUCCCAGCAACGUCGGUAUAUGAGACCUGCACCAUGGCCGCCGUAGGGCUGAUCUACUCCCUCCGACGACAACAACGGAAGUGGGAUUCUGCCCGAACUUUCUGGGAGAAUGAGGUCCGUGAGGAUGGGCGUACGGCCCUGAGAGAGACGGAGGAGCAGCUGCGAACCUUGGUGCAGGAAGGUGGAAGACGCUUCGAAGAUGUGUCGGAGACCCAUGCCAGAGAGACCAUCGAGCGGGCGAAAAAAGCGCUCAAGGAUAUGAAAUAA
This is a messenger RNA of Aspergillus tanneri, 1824 nucleotides long. RefSeq lists its product as uncharacterized. The coding region runs from base 1 to 1824 and encodes 607 amino acids. Lineage: Eukaryota; Fungi; Ascomycota; Eurotiomycetes; Eurotiales; Aspergillaceae. The transcript is spliced from 3 exons. The record is from RefSeq and is a predicted model, not a curated record.